UCCUUCAAGAAUUCUCAAACGUCGCAGGACAAAACACUUCUAGUGGUGCCUCCUUCACCCUUGACAGCUGCUUCACUAUGACCACGAAUAUCUCAGAUAAUCUGAGGUACAACUCCAAGCUAUACAAGGACAACAACGAGCUACAGCGUGGCAUUAACCUGAAGGCCAUGGACUUCCUUCACAUGACUUUCGCGCCGGACGACAACACCGAGAACCAGCAAUUCUUGGACAUAGGCUGCGGUACCGGGGACUUCACUCGGGACUGGCUACUGCCUAGAUGCUCUCCCUGCCGUAGACUCGUCGCCGUUGAUGCGUCCGAAGAUAUGCUCUCCUAUGCUCGUACAAACAGCUCGCAUCCCAAAAUACAAUACGAUUACCUGAACAUAGGUGAUGACGUUACGGAUUUCCUCGGAAAGUACGGAACAUUCGAUCGGAUCUACUCCUUUUUCUGCCUCAAUUGGCUAAAGGACCAGGCGGAGGCCAUGAGGAAUUUGUCACGACUGCUGACGCCAUCUGGAGAGUGUCUCCUGCUGUUUCCCGCCUGGUCACCCACGCGGGCGCUGUGGAAGGAGGUGGCGCAGCUCGAUCGUUGGAAAAAGUUCUCGAACGUCUUCAACGAGUUCACGCCAAAAAGUCAGGACUUGGAGGACGACAAGGCGAGACUGUCCUACCUGCGCAAUAUCCUUGACUCUGCCGGCCUUGCCGCCAACACCUGCGAGCUGCUUUAUGUGAAGAUUGAUUUCAGUGAAUCUAUUCAGGCUGCCGUUGAUAUCAACCUCUCCGUAAAUCCCGUGGUGGCAUCGCUGUCGCCAGAAGAGGAAGAACUCUUCCGCAAGGACGUGACCAACAAGGUUCAGAAAUGGAUAUACGCCGACAAGAACGAGAUACAGCGCCGCCUCAACCUCAAUACCCUGAAUUUGCUUCACCUGGCUUUCACGCCGGCCAACACCGAGAACCAGCAGUUCUUGGACAUAGGCUGUGAUAUCCAGCUCUCCGUAAAUCCCGUGGUGGCAUCGCUGUCGCCGUAA
Molecule: messenger RNA, 1028 nt
Organism: Rhipicephalus sanguineus (brown dog tick)
Lineage: Eukaryota; Metazoa; Arthropoda; Arachnida; Ixodida; Ixodidae
Product: juvenile hormone acid O-methyltransferase
Exons: 5
Coding region: 78-1028 (316 amino acids)
Molecular function (GO): S-adenosylmethionine-dependent methyltransferase activity
Source: RefSeq, a predicted model, not a curated record